Molecule: messenger RNA, 1776 nt
Organism: Eptesicus fuscus (big brown bat)
Lineage: Eukaryota; Metazoa; Chordata; Mammalia; Chiroptera; Vespertilionidae
Product: albumin-like
Exons: 14
Coding region: 1-1776 (591 amino acids)
Biological process (GO): transport
Cellular component (GO): cytoplasm; blood microparticle
Source: RefSeq, a predicted model, not a curated record
AUGAAGUGGGCAACCUUCAUUUGCGUUUUCUUUCUUCUCAGCUCUGUAAGCAGUGUGGUUCCUCCAGAUACACACAAGCGUGAGCUUGCUCGUCGGUAUAUGGAUUUGGGAGAAGAAUAUUUCAGAGACCUGGUGCUGGUUACCUUUUCUCAGUUUCUCCGGAAGUAUCCAUUAGAUGAUAUUAUAAAAAUAACAAAUAAAGUAACUGAAUUGGCAAAAGACACCCCUUUUACAGCUAAAUUGUGUUCCCUUACAUCUCUUCCUGCGAACUAUGAUGAAAUGGCCGACUGCUGUGAAGCAGAAGCACCUUUGAGAUACCAGUGCUUCGUGAAACACAAAGGUGAUGAGCUAAACAUCCCUCCAAUGGGGACAAUAGAUUCUGAUGCAACGUGCACUGCCUUUAAGGCAAAUGAACAGGCGUUGUUAGAAACGCACUCAUAUGAAGUUGCCAGGAGACAUCCUUUCUUUUAUGGCCCAGAGCUCCUUUACUCUAUUCAAGAAUAUAAAGAAGCUUUAACAGAAUGCUGCGAAGCUGCUGACAAAGCUGCCUGCUUGGGCCCAAAGAUGGAUGCCUUGCAAGAAAAAAUACUGAGUUCUGCUUUCAUAGAGAAAUUCAAGUGCUCCAUGCUCCAAAACAGCGGAGAAAGUGCUUUAAGAGAAUGGUUUGUAGUUCGCCUGAGCCAGAAAUUUCCCUUUGCUGACUUUGUGACGGUUUCUAAUCUGGCAACAAAUUUUACCAAAGUCCACAAGGAAUGCUGCCAAAGCGACAUGCUUGAAUGUGCAGACGACAGGGUGGAUCUUGCCAAGUAUAUGUGUGAAAAUCGAGCAGCAAUCACCACUCUCUUGGCGGAUUGCUGUAAUAAGCCUGUGUUGGAAAAAUUCUACUGUCUUUCGGAGAUGGCAGGUGAUAAUAUGGUUCCUGCUCAGGCCCCACAAAUUACUGAUUUUGUUGAAAAUGAGGACGUUUGCAAGUACUAUCAGGAGGCAAGAGUUGAUUUCUUGGACAAGUUUCUACAUACAUACUCAAGAAGGUAUCCUGAAUUCUCUGUCUCAUUAAUACUGAGACUUGCCAAGAAAUAUCAAGUUAUACUGGCGGAGUGCUGUGACACCCAUGAUAAUCAGGCAUGCUAUAACAAAGUGUUGUAUGAACUUCAGCCUCUUGUGGAUGAACCACACGAAUUUGUAAAAAAAGAUUGUGAAACUUUCAAAAACCUUGGAGAGUAUGGCUUCCAAGAUGCGCUCUUAGUUCGUUACACCAAGAAAAUACCCCAAUUGUCAACUCCAACUCUUGUGUAUCUCUCAACAAAGCUCGCAAGCAUGGGCAGCAAGUGUUGUAUGCUUCCUGAAUCACGAAGAACAGCUUGUGCUGAAGACUAUCUGUCCGUCACCCUGAGUGUGUUUUGCACGGCAUAUGAGCAGACACCUGUGAGCACCAGAGUGACCAUAUGCUGCACAGAGUCAUUCUUGGACAGACGGCCAUGCUUUUCUGCUCUGGGAGAUGAUGACACCUACAUUCCCAAACAAUUCAAUGCUGCAAUAUUCACUCUCCAUGCAUUUGUAUGUGCACAUGCCGAGCCUGAGCAACAAGUCAUGAAACAAAUUGCCCUUUCAGAGCUGUUGAAACACAAGCCCAAAGCCACUGAGGAACAACUGAAAACUGUUAUGGAGAAAUUCUCAGCUCUUAUACAAAAGUGCUGCGCAGCUGAUGACAAAGAAGCCUGCUUUGCUGAUGAGGGUCCAAAACUUGUUGCUUCGUGUCAAGCAAUUUUAGCCUAA